AUGCUGAUUCAACGUCUAUCCCCCUUUAAAAGACUGCUUUUGUCUUUUAAAACAUCAACUUCGAGAAUCUUUGCUAUACAAUCUCGAAACAUUCAUUUGGUUCCUGAUCUUCCCAACAGAAAUCAAUGGUUCAAAAAUGGAAUUCCAAAAUUGUACUCAAAAAGAGGUUUUGAAAUAGCUUGGAAGGAUUACCAAACUUUUUUGACAAUGAAUCUUUCAAUGUUAACAGCACAGACUCACUAUGAGUUUAAAACUCCUUUGAAAAUUAUCCUAACUGCAUCAAAGGACUCUUUAGAUUCUGAGAUCUUUCAUUACGCUUCUCAAGCCUUUAACAAUCAUUUUUUUUUCACUCAGCUUUUACAAGAUUCUAAUGAAACCACCAGGAGUAAAAAUUUACCUUCAAGAUUUUUUUUGAAAAAAUUAAAAGAAAAUUCAAAUUUCAAUUCUAUUGAAGAUUUGAAAUCUCAAAUCAUCCAAAUUGCAAAAAAUAAUCUAGGUAAUGGCUGGAUCUACUUAAUUGAAGAUAAAAAUAAAUCACUAAAUUUAUAUUUCUUAAAUAAUGAUGGUACUCCAUUUUUAAAAAAAAGAUUUCAAAAUUUCAAUCUUUCUGGUCCAAUUAAUAUUCAUCAAUUUCAAGAUUAUGAAAAUUUGAAAAUUUCAAAUACUGAAAAUCAUAGUAGUGAUUUUGAUCAUGUUUUGCCUGUUUUAUCAAUAUCUCUAUGGGAUUACAGUUAUUUAUAUGAUUACGGUCUAAAUGGAAGAGAAGACUAUAUCAAUUCUUUAUGGAAUUUAAUUGAUUGGUCACUUAUAGAUUCAAGAUUAUUCAAACCUCUUUGA
Molecule: messenger RNA, 837 nt
Organism: Ascoidea rubescens DSM 1968
Lineage: Eukaryota; Fungi; Ascomycota; Saccharomycetes; Ascoideales; Ascoideaceae
Gene: RSM26
Product: mitochondrial 37S ribosomal protein mS42
Exons: 1
Coding region: 1-837 (278 amino acids)
Biological process (GO): superoxide metabolic process
Molecular function (GO): metal ion binding; superoxide dismutase activity
Source: RefSeq, a predicted model, not a curated record